AGCAGGCAUGUCGACGUCGUACUCGGCGUCGUCCAAGCUCAGCGCGAUCGAGCUCGCGAUGGCUGGCGACUGGAAGGCCCUCGAGAUGAAGAUCGAGAUGGACCCGGACCAUGCCAUGGAAACGGACCUCCAGGGCAACCUGCCGCUGCACUGGGCCUGCUGCGACCCGACGAUCCCGCUAGUCGUGCUCGAGAAGCUCGUGUACGCGUACCCGGACGCGCUCUGGGUCCGCAGUCACGAGAAGCACCUUCCGCUAGAGCUCGCCUUGGCCGACGACCACACGCUGCCCGAUUCGCACAUUGAGUUUCUCCAGAUCUACUCGCCCAUGCCCGAGAGCGAGCCGACGGACGACCUCAUAACCAGCAUGUACCCGUACAACACGAUGAGCCAAGAGACGAUCCAACGCGCGUUUCUUGGCCGCAGCACGAGCUUUGUGGGCGAGCACGCGAUCGCCGACGACUUUAGCGACAACCUCCCGGAGCUCAUGAGCAAGCUCCAGCGACUCCUCGGCUCCAUGGAAGCGCACUCGCACAUCUACAGCGAGCUCAACAGCGGGCGUCUCUGCUUUCAGCAGUUUCCGUGCGAGACCGAGGCCUCGGAUGACUUUGACAAUGUUGAUUUGCGCGGCUCGGGCUGCGACUAUUACGUAAUCUGGAAGCGCGGCGAGCUUGGCAUUCGCCUCAAGCAGUCGACGACGCAGGCCAAGACGGGUGGCUGCCGCAUCGAGCGCAUUACGCAAGGGAAAGGCGUCGCGACGGGUAUCAUGAUGGCGCGCCUCGGUGACCUCUUGGUCUCGGUCAACAACGAGCCUGUCGAGAAGAGCCCGUUCAGCCGCAUCGUGCAACUCAUCCAGCAAGCGCCCAAGCCCGUGCAGCUCGGGUUCCGAACGCCGACCAAGCUCGAUGACGACGUGAAGCGGCUCGAGGCGGAUCGUCGUACGUCGACAGAGUGGACGCGCGCCAGCACGCUCGACAUGCGCCCGUCGUCGCUGAGCAGCGGCGGGUUCGAGCCCGUUAGCACCGAUCGGUCGCUGGACGAGUGGAGCGAGACGCAGGCCUCUGUCCACAACGAAGCCCUCAUGCUGCUGACCGACACGCUUGCACGUUGCGAAUUGCUUCGAGACGAGAUUGCCGCGCAGCAGGACGAGCGCCAUUAA
This is a messenger RNA of Saprolegnia parasitica CBS 223.65, 1156 nucleotides long. RefSeq lists its product as hypothetical. The transcript has a single exon. The coding region runs from base 8 to 1156 and encodes 382 amino acids. The record is from RefSeq and is a predicted model, not a curated record. Gene Ontology annotation, molecular function: protein binding. NCBI's taxonomy places the organism in Eukaryota, Oomycota, Saprolegniomycetes, Saprolegniales, Saprolegniaceae.